GACGAAUUAUCGCCUCUGUAGCAGGUCCACGCGCCCGUAAGCCCAAGAAGCUAGCCGGUGAGAAGGGCAGCAGCAGCAGCAACGGCGGUGGCGCAUCGAAUGGCAGCGGAAGCGGUGGAAGUGGCGCCGCCACCGCAGAGGAUAAACGACCGCGGACGGCGUUCAGUGGUUCGCAAUUGGCGCGCUUGAAGCACGAGUUCACCGAGAAUCGUUACCUGACCGAAAAACGACGCCAACAGCUCAGUUCCGAAUUGGGUCUAAAUGAAGCGCAAAUAAAAAUUUGGUUUCAAAAUAAGCGUGCCAAACUGAAAAAGUCGAGUGGACACAAAAAUCCUUUGGCACUACAACUAAUGGCACAGGGGCUGUAUAAUCACUCGACGAUACCAUUGACGCGCGAGGAGGAAGAGUUACAAGAACUGCAGGAGCGUGAAAAUGCAGCGGCAGAGGCGAGAAAUGGUGGUGCAACAACAACGACUACUGUGUCCACGUAGGUGCAGAGAACAAAGUGAUGGUAAAUAAAACGUCUUCAAGUGAAGGAAACAUAACAACAUAACUAUAUGCAACGAAAAACUGUAACUAACUUAAUUUAUAGAAAAUAUGUAUUAACGAAAUGUAUACGCGUGUAAAUAAUGAUGUACAAAAUAUUUAAUACCUAGAAUUUGCGGAUAUUAGGUUGACAUGAAGAGUGGUAGAGUAAUGAACGCUGUGUGGGUAGUAGUCAGCUUUGGUUGGAAUGCCACUUCUUCUUUUGGCAAUCAAAUUGGGAGAGUAAAACUCAACACGUACCACGGCUUUGGCACGUCCGACAGGCGGGUUUCCCACUAACCAUAUUGAUUGUAUAUAUGUAUACAUUUGUAGUAGUAUCUUAAACAGAAAUCACCAGAUAAAAAAAGGUCGUGAUGUGGGUGUCAAACUCUUCAUACGCCCUAUUGAUUGGGGUUGGACCCAACGUCGUGGUAGAUGAGUCCCAUCGUUCCU
Messenger RNA from Rhagoletis zephyria (snowberry fruit fly), 978 nucleotides. Its product is annotated as homeobox protein E60-like. Gene Ontology annotation, biological process: multicellular organism development; neuron differentiation; regulation of transcription by RNA polymerase II. The record is from RefSeq and is a predicted model, not a curated record. Gene Ontology annotation, cellular component: nucleus. Gene Ontology annotation, molecular function: DNA-binding transcription factor activity, RNA polymerase II-specific; RNA polymerase II cis-regulatory region sequence-specific DNA binding. Lineage: Eukaryota; Metazoa; Arthropoda; Insecta; Diptera; Tephritidae.